AUGAAGGACGUAAUUGAUGUUCUUCAACUGCAAAGGGAAAAAGCUAGAAGAGUUCCUCCUUUAAAUUAUUCAGAAAAAAGUGACAGCUACAUGGGUGCUCGAUUUAUUUUUGAAUGUGUAUUUUUAAUUAUGCACAUGUUGAAUAAAACUGAAGCUCAACCAUUAACGAUAGCUACAGCUGUUACUUUGUUUCACAGAUUCUUCAAAGAAGCAGACAUAAAUGGAUAUGACAGAUAUUUAAUCGGUGCUUCGGCUUUAUAUUUAGCAGGGAAAAUAAAAGAUGAUAAAAUUAAAAUUAGAGAUGUUAUAAAUGUUGCCCACAAUACUUUUCAUAGAGGAUCUGCACCACUGGAAUUAGGAGAAGAAUAUUGGAAUAUGAGGGAUGCUGUUGUGCAAGCAGAGCUCUUAAUUAUAAGAAUGCUAAAAUUUGAAGUUAAUGUGGUUCAUCCUCAUAAAUACAUGUGCCAUUAUUUAAAAACAUUACAUGGAUGGUUUACUGCGGAAGAAUGGAGAAAACUUCCAUUAGCAAAAUCUUCGGCUGCAUUCCUACAAGAUUUUCAUCAUGAUCCUGCAAUUUUAGAUUACAAACCUCAACAUGUAGCUAUAGCUGCCAUUAAUUUAGCACUUCAAGUAUAUGGUGUUCGAGUACCAUUAACAGAUGAAAGUGAUAAUAAUUUAUGGUACAAUGUUUUUGUGUCUGAUUUAUCUAAAGAAAAACUUUGGGAAAUAACUGAAAAAAUUAUGGAUGUUUAUGAAAAAGAUGAUACAUAUAAAUAG
Pediculus humanus corporis (human body louse) is the source of this 777-nucleotide messenger RNA. RefSeq names its product Cyclin-K, putative. Bases 1 to 777 code for a protein of 258 amino acids. The record is from RefSeq and is a predicted model, not a curated record. Gene Ontology annotation, biological process: regulation of transcription by RNA polymerase II. Gene Ontology annotation, cellular component: nucleus. The transcript has 6 exons. Lineage: Eukaryota; Metazoa; Arthropoda; Insecta; Psocodea; Pediculidae. Gene Ontology annotation, molecular function: cyclin-dependent protein serine/threonine kinase regulator activity.